ACGCCUAAAGAUGUGCAGGGUGGCAAACCAGAAAACAAUAAAAAGGAAGGUUUUUUAAAACAUUUAAAGAAAUAAGUCAGUAUGCCUUGUAAACCAGUAGCCUUCAUAUUUUGUGCACACCAAAUUUCAGCUUUAUAGGUGAUUUUGGGAGACACCUACCUAAUGAGGGUCAUGAAACCCCCAUUUUCAACAUGAGGUUCACAAAUCAGAUUUUUUCCAGCGGGUAGGGUGGCCUGGGAUGGCAUACAUGCCAGCCUCCAUAGCUCUGAGGAGUGUAUUUGGUAUACAAAUUAGGCAAACAAAUAGCCCUGUGGUCUUCCUGAAAUUUGAGGAGUGGGGAGGAGGAACUAAAGUAAACUAUAUCCUGGGUUACCAGAGGAGAAGAAGAAAAAACUCCCUUAAGGACCCACCACAGUCCAGCUCCUUAGGUUCAGUUGCAUGGCUGAACAGGCAAGUGGAAAGUGAAAAUGAAACCUGGAAAACCCAAAUGAUGAAAGGAAAGCUGUCCUGCAGGAUAAAUAGAAGAUGCAGGAGGACCAGCACAUAGUCAAAGAUGGAUCGCAAGUGGAUAAGUUACGUGAGCCCCAGCAGAAACCGCCUGAGAACCACCGUGAAAAUCGAAACGCGUGUGCAUGCGGGGCUCGUUUGUCUGGUGCUCCUGUCUUCUGCUCAAGUCUCAGCGCUGGACUGCAACUUUCUGAAACACCGGCAAAAAGUAUUUAAUCUGCAGAGCCUGGAGCUGUGGCGAGAGAUGAGCACCACGUUCUCCCCAGAGUGCCUGAAGAAAACGACCACGUUCAACUUUCCUACAAAGAUCCUGGAAAUACGCGAGUCGCAACCUGCCAUGGAAGCAAUCUACGAAAUUCUCCGUGGGUUCUUUCACAUCUUGAGCAGUGACUCACUGAAGACUGUCUGGAAUGCCGCACACAGAGAGAGGUCUCUGCAGAUGGUGCAUGCGCACACCAAAGUCCUCAAGAGUUGCCUCGGAGGAAGAAAAUCUACACCGGGGAAGUUAGAGGAACAGAGAAACAAGCUGGAGCUGAAGAAGUAUUUUCGAAGGAUCAGAACUUUUCUCAGAGGGAACGGAGGCAGCACUUGCUACUGGGAGAGCCUGCAACAGGAGGUCCGAUCAGGACUCAUGUACGUUGACAUACUGACAAAGAGAAUGAGGAGGUAGCAAACCUCUGCAACCAUCACUCGAGGAACCGUCGGAGCGGAGAAAUGACAAACUGACAGCGAAUAUUUGUGAAACAUUCGCAGAGACAAGUUAAGGAAGCUACAAGCCACCUCACAGAACUUACCAAAGAAAUGGGAAGAGCUAAAGGGGCUUUAUUAUACUGAAUGUACAGACUUUGUAUAGGUGUUUUUUUUUUUAUGAAGCUUGA
Podarcis raffonei (Aeolian wall lizard) is the source of this 1385-nucleotide messenger RNA. Its product is annotated as interferon epsilon-like. Lineage: Eukaryota; Metazoa; Chordata; Lepidosauria; Squamata; Lacertidae. Gene Ontology annotation, molecular function: type I interferon receptor binding; cytokine activity. Bases 554 to 1177 code for a protein of 207 amino acids. The transcript has 2 exons. Gene Ontology annotation, biological process: cytokine-mediated signaling pathway; positive regulation of peptidyl-serine phosphorylation of STAT protein; natural killer cell activation involved in immune response. The record is from RefSeq and is a predicted model, not a curated record. Gene Ontology annotation, cellular component: extracellular region.